Molecule: messenger RNA, 2789 nt
Organism: Lycium barbarum (goji berry)
Lineage: Eukaryota; Viridiplantae; Streptophyta; Magnoliopsida; Solanales; Solanaceae
Product: calcium-dependent protein kinase 1-like
Exons: 7
Coding region: 731-2491 (586 amino acids)
Biological process (GO): intracellular signal transduction; peptidyl-serine phosphorylation; protein autophosphorylation
Cellular component (GO): cytoplasm; nucleus
Molecular function (GO): ATP binding; calmodulin binding; calcium/calmodulin-dependent protein kinase activity
Source: RefSeq, a predicted model, not a curated record
UUAUAAUGCAUACUAGAUUUUUUUUCACUAAACAAAUGUAAACCACAUUAAGGGUUAGCAUACCAAUUCUCAUUUGCUAUAGUACUCUAACUUGUUACUAUGUUAUAAUCAAGAUCUUAACUUAAUCACUAAGCUGUUCUUUGACCUUCUCAAUGGCAUAGCCAAUUUUUUUUUUUUAUCCAAAGUUGAAAACUUUGGUUUUUGCUUUGUCUUUUUCUUGGUUUAAUUAUCUACUUUGUGUGGCUGUUCAAAUCUUUUAUCCAUGGCUACUCAGUGCUUCUUGAAGGUAACAUUUGAUGUGUUGUUACAUAGAAUUUAUUUCAAUUUUAGUAGUUUGGGGCUACUUAGAUAGUAAUAUUUUGGGUUCAUAUUGUAUCUUGAUUUGCUAAUCUUGAAGUUGAACAAGUUUCUUGAUUUUAGUCCUUUUUGUUGACUACUUUUGAGUUUGGUUUAAGAGGGUUGACUUUUUUGGGUUGGUUGGAUUAUUUGGUUAUAGUAUUCAAGGUUGGAUUUUGAGGGGCAUUAUAGAGCUAUUUUUAGAAAUAAGAUUUUAAUGUUGAGGGAAGUAAUCAAGAUUGGAUUUUGGGUGGCAUUGUAGAGCUAUUUUACAAAUAUAAGAUCUUAAUGUUGAGGAAAGUAAUCAAGAUUGGAUUUUGAGUGGCAUAAUAGAGCUAUUUUACAAGUAUAAGAUCUUAAUGUUGAGGAACUGAAGGAGUGAAUUUAGGAAAAAAUGGGGAAUACUUGUGUUGGACCAAGCAUUACUAGAAAUAGAUUUGUGCAGUCAAUUUCAGCUGCAAUGUGGCCGGGUCGGGUACCGGAUGAGUCUGCUUCCACCACCACUAAUGAUGAUAGUGCCCGAGGCAAAACAGCAGAAUCCGGGAAAGAAGAAAAAGACCCUGAUUUGCCUGUCCAAAGUAGGGCACCUGAACAAAUGACAAUGCCUAAGUCUGAAGAACAGAAGGAAGAGGAACCGGCAAAGAAGGAAGUGGGGCCCGCGAAGUCCAAGAAGCCGUUAGAGAUGAAGAGGGUAGGUAGUGCUGGACUUAGGACUGAUUCAGUAUUACAAAAGAAAACUGGAAACUUAAAGGAGUUUUUCCAUAUAAGAAAGAAAUUAGGACAAGGACAAUUCGGAAUUACGUUUAAAUGUAUCGAAAAAGGGACGGGAAAAGAGUACGCGUGCAAAUCGAUUGCUAAGAGGAAGUUGUUAACGGAUGAUGAUGUGGAAGAUGUUAGAAGGGAAAUUCAGAUAAUGCACCACUUGGCGGGGCAUCCAAACGUUAUAUCGAUAAAAGGGGCUUAUGAGGAUGCUGUAGCUGUUCAUGUAGUUAUGGAACUCUGUGCCGGAGGGGAACUUUUUGAUAGGAUCAUUCAGCGAGGGCAUUAUACAGAAAGAAAAGCAGCUGAGCUUACGAGGACUAUUUUUGGAGUUGUAGAGGCUUGUCAUUCUUUGGGCGUCAUGCAUCGUGAUCUUAAGCCUGAAAAUUUUCUUUUUGUUAAUCAGAAGGAGGAUUCACUUCUCAAAACUAUUGAUUUUGGAUUGUCAGUUUUCUUCAAACCAGAUGAGAGAUUUAAUGAUGUUGUUGGCAGUCCUUAUUAUGUUGCACCUGAAGUUCUCAAAAAACGGUAUGGUCCUGAAGCUGAUGUCUGGAGUGCUGGUGUGAUUGUGUACAUUUUAUUAAGUGGAGUACCUCCUUUCUGGGCUGAAAAUGAGCAAGGAAUAUUUGAACAAGUCCUGCAUGGUGAUCUCGACUUCUCAUCAGAUCCAUGGCCUAGUAUUUCAGAAGACGCAAAAGAUUUGGUCAGGAGAAUGCUUGUUCGAGAUCCCAGAAAACGUUUAACUGCUCAUGAAGUCUUAUGCCAUCGUUGGGUUCAAGUUGAUGGUGUGGCUCCAGAUAAGCCUCUUGAUUCUGCAGUUCUGAGUCGAAUGAAACAAUUUUCAGCAAUGAACAAGCUCAAGAAGAUGGCUUUGAGAGUCAUUGCUGAAAGCCUAUCUGAAGAAGAAAUUGCUGGUCUGAAAGAAAUGUUCAAGAUGAUAGAUACAGAUAAUAGUGGUCAAAUAACUUUCGAGGAGCUCAAAGUUGGAUUGAAAAGAGUCGGCGCUAAUCUCAAGGAGUCCGAGAUCUAUGAUCUUAUGCAGGCAGCGGAUGUUGAUAACAGCGGCACAAUUGAUUAUGGGGAAUUUAUAGCUGCAACAUUACAUUUUAACAAAAUUGAAAGAGAAGAUCAUCUAUUUGCUGCUUUCUCUUACUUUGAUAAAGAUGGCAGUGGUUACAUCACUGCAGACGAGCUUCAACAAGCUUGUGAGGAGUUUGGCAUUGGGGACGUCCAUCUGGAAGAUAUGAUAAGAGACGCUGAUCAGGACAAUGAUGGGCGCAUUGAUUACAAUGAGUUUGUCGCUAUGAUGCAAAAGGGACAUCCGGUGAGUGGCGGUGGCAAGAAAGGUCUAGAGCACAGUUUCAGCACUGGAUUUAGAGACGCUCUAAGACUCUAGAGCCUUUGCAUUUCGAGAAUAUUUAUUUUUCGUUUUCUUCAUUUCCCUUGUGGAAAGUUUUUUUGUUUUAGGAUUGUAUAGUAGAAACAAGUGCUUGCCAAGCAACAACCUUGCUUUUCCUAUGCACUUCACUAUUUUUUCCAGUUUUGCAACAUUUUCAUCUUUUUUUUUUCUCCCCAACUCUGGCAGUGAACUCACUGUAACCGAGUAUAUCUCUGGAGGUAAGGAGAUUAAACCACCUUUUGGUAAUCUUGUUUAGCUCAAUUUUGCUGGAUAAAGAGUUCAUUUGCUUCUGUGA